Fusarium sp. VM40 is the source of this 1047-nucleotide messenger RNA. The record is from the annotation of a GenBank genome assembly. Lineage: Eukaryota; Fungi; Ascomycota; Sordariomycetes; Hypocreales; Nectriaceae.
AUGAGUCAAGAGUAUGAUGAGGCCCAGAUGGGCGAGGAAAGCAGCAUGCCCAACCCCGGUGCUCCUACGCCACUAUCGGCUCUUGAGGGAAUUGCCGGCUUGACGAAGAGAGACAUUCAACUUGUUGUCGAUGGAGGUUACAAUACGGUUGAGUCAGUGGCAUACACGCCGCGACGAGUAUUGGAACAGAUUAAGGGUAUCUCGGAGCAAAAGGCGACCAAGAUCCUAGGCGAGGCUUCUAAGCUCGUCCCCAUGGGUUUCACUACCGCCACCGAGAUGCAUCAACGCCGCAGCGAACUCAUCUCCAUUACCACAGGAUCCAAGAACCUCGAUACUCUGCUCGCAGGUGGUAUCGAGACCGGCUCCGUAACUGAACUUUUCGGCGAAUUCCGAACCGGAAAGAGUCAGAUCUGUCAUACCCUUGCCGUUACCUGUCAGUUACCCUUCGACAUGGGCGGUGGCGAGGGAAAGUGCAUGUAUAUCGAUACAGAAGGAACGUUUCGACCUGUUCGAUUGCUAGGCGUGGCCAACCGGUUUGGUCUCUCAGGGGAAGAAGUUCUUGACAACGUUGCCUACGCCCGUGCAUACAACUCUGACCAUCAGCUUCAAUUGCUCAGUCAAGCUGCUGCGAUGAUGUGCGAGACUCGAUUUUCUCUUCUGAUUGUUGACAGUGCCACAGCACUCUACCGAACAGAUUUCUGCGGACGUGGUGAGCUUUCAAACAGACAGACUCAUUUAGCAAAGUUCAUGAGAACACUACAGCGACUUGCCGAUGAAUUCGGUAUUGCAGUGGUUAUUACAAAUCAAGUCGUGGCCCAGGUCGAUGGUGGCCCAAGUGCCAUGUUUAACCCUGACCCGAAGAAGCCCAUUGGUGGUAACAUUAUUGCUCACGCCAGUACAACAAGAAUCAGUCUGAAGAAGGGUCGCGCUGAGACCCGUAUUGCCAAGAUUUACGACAGCCCUUGUCUGCCAGAGAGUGACACCUUGUUUGCCAUUGGCGAGGAGGGCAUUGGCGACCCGGCGCCCAAGGACAUGGAGAAGGACUAA